GCCAUCACUCAGUCCCUGAACACCAUGACUGAGGACAUUUAUACCAAUGGCUCAGCGACUCUGGGCAGCCCCUCCCACAGCAACGGCCGCGAGGUGCGGAAGAUACGCCUCAUCCAGUUCGAGAAGGCCACGGAGGAGCCCAUGGGAAUCACGCUGAAGCUCAACGACAAGCAGAGCUGCAUGGUGGCCAGGAUCUUCCACGGGGGCAUGAUUCACAGACAAGGCUCCCUUCAUGUGGGUGAUGAAAUCAUAGAAAUCAAUGGGCAGAGUGUGAGCAACCACUCAGUUGACCAGCUGCAGAAGAUGCUGAAAGAAACCAGGGGGAUGGUCUCAAUAAAAGUCAUUCCCAACCAACAAAGCCGCCUCCCUGCUCUCCAGAUGUUCAUGAGGGCACAGUUUGACUACGACCCCAAAAAAGACAACCUAAUCCCCUGCAAGGAAGCAGGGCUGAAGUUUCAGACCGGCGAUGUGAUUCAAAUCAUAAACAAGGAUGACAGCAACUGGUGGCAGGGCCGGGUGGAGGGGUCCUGCACCGAGUCGGCAGGACUCAUCCCUUCUCCGGAGCUGCAGGAGUGGCGUGUGGCGAGCAUCACCCAAUCCAGUCAGAGUGAAUCCCCAAGCUGUAGCCCAUUUGGGAAGAAGAAGAAGUGCAAAGAUAAAUACCUGGCCAAGCACAGCUCAAUUUUUGACCAGCUGGAUGUGGUUUCAUAUGAGGAGGUGGUGAGGCUGCCUGCCUUCAAGAGGAAGACUCUGGUGCUUAUCGGGGCCAGUGGUGUGGGCCGUAGCCACAUCAAGAACGCUCUGCUCAGCAACAACCCAGAGAAGUUCAUGUACCCACCCCCAUACACCACACGCCCCCAGAAGAAGAAUGAGGUGGAUGGGAAGGACUACUACUUUGUGUCUACUGAGGAGAUGACCCGGGACAUCUCGGCCAACGAGUUCCUGGAGUUUGGAAGCUACCAGGGAAACAUGUUUGGCACCAAGUUUGAAACAGUGCACAAGAUCCACCAGCAGGACAAAGUCGCUAUUUUGGACAUUGAACCCCAGACCCUGAAGAUCAUCCGCACGGCUGAGCUCUCCCCAUUCAUAGUCUUCAUUGCCCCAACAGAGAAGGCAGAGCAGUCAGAGGCUUUGCAGCAGCUCCGGAAGGAUUCAGAGAGCAUCUGGAGCCGGUAUGCACACUACUUUGACCUCUCACUGGUCAACAACGGGGUGGAAGAAAGCCUCCAGCUGCUGCAGGAAGCCUUUGAGCAGGCCUGCAGCUCUCCACAGUGGGUGCCUGUCUCCUGGGUCUACUGAGAAGGCAUCUGACCCCAGCUGCUUCCCAUCAACCAUCCUGCAGCCAUGGGGAGAAACCUUCUCUUUAGCUUCCACACACAACCCAGCACAACUCCCCUCCUCUGCUGCUCCACAGACAUGGUCUCAAUUGGUUGACACACAUGGACACACAGAGUCUCCGGAUCCCCUCUCCCAGGGGAAUGCAGGUCAGGGGCUGCCCAGGAGAUGGCCACCUCCCUCAGCACUGCAAUGCAGCACUAAGUGGCUACAGCAGAGCCCAGGGCACCCCGUUAGCUCAGAGGAUGGCUCCCCACCUCACCAGGCAAGGGAAAGCACAGUCCUGCUGUAGUACCCGGCCAAUCUUCUCUGCAUCAGUCCCAAGGGAAGUGGUAGAGCAAGGCCUUUCCAGGCAGAUGUCCCCUGCUAUCAUGGGAGUGCACACUGUGCCACAAACACCUUGAAAGCCUGGCUGGUGUCUGCAAGGCUUCAAGGAUGCCCACGGCUUAGGAGGUUUUGCACAGACCAUGCCAGAGCUCCUACAUCCAAGGGUUUCCCCUCACAAAUGGGGAAGAGCAGAAAAAGGCAAGCAUGGAUUUCACAAAGGUGGCAUUCUCCGUGCCAUGCCCAGGCAGGUCUCACCCUGCGUUCUGACCUUGGGAGUUCCGAUUCACCCUGUGCAACUGUAGUUGUAAAAACUCACUGUAUUUAAAUUCUCACUGUCCAGCUUGGAUUGUUAUUGCCUAGCCAGAGAAAACUCGGCAGCAGCUGAGAAGUCCCACAGAUAAACCCCAGAGGAACAGUUCAAUGGGUAAACUGGAUCCAGCUACAAUUAUCUGUUGCAUGCAGUAGAAACAGUGUCUCUACAAAGAUCAUCCAAGCAUGCUUUCCAGAGUCUAGGGUGUCUCACACAUUGUAUGCAAACAUAAAAGCCACCCACACAAAGGGGUUCUUUCUUCUGCAGGAGCGUACUGACACAUAAGCCCCACCAUGACCAUGUCCCAGAAAGCACCACCAUGCCUCCCGGGCAAACUGUAGCCAUCAUUUAGGUGAAAAUCUCAUUUGUGUUCAGCAGUCAGCUAGGGG
Molecule: messenger RNA, 2361 nt
Organism: Haliaeetus leucocephalus (bald eagle)
Lineage: Eukaryota; Metazoa; Chordata; Aves; Accipitriformes; Accipitridae
Gene: MPP1
Product: membrane protein, palmitoylated 1, 55kDa
Exons: 11
Coding region: 25-1299 (424 amino acids)
Cellular component (GO): plasma membrane; cell-cell junction
Molecular function (GO): signaling receptor binding
Source: RefSeq, a predicted model, not a curated record